Sphenostylis stenocarpa is the source of this 309-nucleotide messenger RNA. NCBI's taxonomy places the organism in Eukaryota, Viridiplantae, Streptophyta, Magnoliopsida, Fabales, Fabaceae. The record is from the annotation of a GenBank genome assembly.
AUGGAUGUGAUUCAUCUCAGAAGAGGUGCAGACUUGGAUUCCAGUAAAACUCAUUGUGAAUCCAGGAGUUCACCAUUUGGAGCAGAAUUCAAGCUAUGUUAUGUGGCUAAUUGUCUGGUCGUGCUAAGGAACAGACUGCUCUUUCACCCAAAAAAAGCAUUUGCUUCGUUAAUGACUGGCCGAGUUUUAAGUUUAGUUUCAAAACUCCCGAAAGCAUCAGUGCUAUUUAGACUUUUAGUUGCGAAUGAUAUCAAUUUCUUCAACGAUGACUCAAAUGGUGUAGGGAAAGGAAUGAUCCCUUAUGCCUAG